GUAGGGGGUCAGUGGGUUUGUGCGCGAAAGUGCAGAUGUUGGCGGUUUGAAAGGAGAAGAAAGGAGAGGUGAAGAGGCUCUGCCCUGCGAGAGAAACUACUGUACUUGACGGAGAAAGACAAACAUCUACGACAAUGUCGAGCUCUUCUGACAUUCAAAUUAAGGAGCUGAACAAGCGCGCAUCAGGUCAAGCGUUUGAGGUCAUCCUCAGUCCCUCAACUCCAGACGCUAAGGUGGAAUUCCCAUUGUCCCCCAACAAGAAGAAGGAGACAUCACUGGAUGAGAUUAAGAGAAAACUGGAAGCUGCAGAAGAAAGACGCAGGAGCCAUGAAGCUGAAGUGCUAAAACAAUUAGCAGAGAAACGAGAGCACGAGAAGGAGGUCAUCCAGAAGGCCAUUGAGGAAAACUGCAACUUCAGCAAGCUGGCACAAGAAAAACUGAAUCAAAAGAUGGAGGUGAACAAAGAGAACCGCAGUGCUCGGAUGGCAGCGCUCAACGAGAAGUUCAAGGAGAAGGACAAGAAGCUCCAAGAAGUGAGGAAGAACAAGGAGACAGGGAAAGAGGCUGAUGUUUAAUUUCUUUCAAAAUUCUGAAAGCAGCCUUUACAAGUCCAAAGAUAAGCUUUAUUAUAUCUGACAUACUCCUGAAUGCUUUUGUAUUAGUUGUUGUUGUUGGUGUGUAGAUCUAGUCUGUCUUCUCUCUUCCUCUGGAUUUCUCUUUGGCAGCUGGUUAGACUUUAUCUCCUUAUCAAGGCAUUUGCUGUUAAUAAUGGGUUACUGUACUUUUUCUGGUUAAAUACACGAUAUACUGCUGAAAAACUCAAUGUGUUAACUUUGAAGGGACUUUGUGAGGGUUUAAGUUCAUCUCUAUAGCUCAUAAUUUUAUUGCGUAGCGUUGUUGAACAAAUUUAUCACAACAAAAAAACUAUUUUUGUACCAUUUUACAUAAAGUUACAAUUAGAGCUGAGCAUGCUGUAUCGUCUUCAUGAAAACUCUUCACUGUUGCUUGAUAAUAAAGCAUUUGACAUUGCUGACA
Messenger RNA from Cololabis saira (Pacific saury), 1035 nucleotides. Its product is annotated as stathmin-like. Gene Ontology annotation, molecular function: tubulin binding. NCBI's taxonomy places the organism in Eukaryota, Metazoa, Chordata, Actinopteri, Beloniformes, Belonidae. Gene Ontology annotation, cellular component: cytoplasm; neuron projection. The transcript has 5 exons. Gene Ontology annotation, biological process: microtubule depolymerization; neuron projection development; regulation of microtubule polymerization or depolymerization. Bases 135 to 575 code for a protein of 146 amino acids. The record is from RefSeq and is a predicted model, not a curated record.